AUGGACCACACUUCUCCACAAAAUUCUGAAACUGUUCCCCCAUCGUCCUCCACCCCACCACCACCAACACAGAACAUUGUUAUCCACCAAGACCAUUCCUCUCUUCCUCUGAUUGUUAUGCUUGAUGAAUCAAACUACCCUCUUUGGUCACAACUCAUGGAUAUGAGAAUUGGGGCCCGUAAUAAACCGAACCCAGGUGACCCCUCAUUUGAUUCAUGGAUCACCGACAACAAACGAGUCAAAAGUUGGUUAAUCGACUCCAUGAGCCCUAGCCUGAUGCAACGGUUCAUUCGCUUGGAAACUGCAUGCGAAAUAUGGGAAGCUGCUUCAAAAACGUUCUAUGUUGAUUCUGAUGAGUCAUGUCUUUUUGAUCUUAACCAAAGGUCAUUCACCACAAAGCAACUCGGACGUCCUCUUGCAACCUAUUACAGUGAACUAUUAGCCAUCUUCCAACAAAUUGACCACUGUACAUCUUCAUCUGAGUCUGUUGUUCAUCUUGUUCAGUAG
This is a messenger RNA of Gastrolobium bilobum, 507 nucleotides long. RefSeq lists its product as uncharacterized. NCBI's taxonomy places the organism in Eukaryota, Viridiplantae, Streptophyta, Magnoliopsida, Fabales, Fabaceae. Bases 1 to 507 code for a protein of 168 amino acids. The transcript has a single exon. The record is from RefSeq and is a predicted model, not a curated record.